AUGGCAGGUUCAAGUCCGCAUCCCGAGCUGGAUGACGAGGCGAGAGUCGUCGAGAUCAUCGCCAUCCUGUCCGUGGCGAGCAUCCUCUCAACGCUAGUCGUCGCCUUGCGCUGCUACUCCCGCGCCGUCAUCCUCAGAUCUUUUGGGUUGGAUGACGCCAUCAUGCUUCCGGCACAGAUCUUGACGCUCGCAACUGCCGUGGCAAUCGGACUUGAAACCAAAUACGGCCUCGGCCGCCACCGCUGGGUGAUAUCUGAUGAAGACUUCAUCUCUUAUAUGAAGUCGUUUUACACCUCCAUCAUCGUCUACAACGUCGCGGUCUGCCUGACCAAGAUUUCCAUCUUGCUACAGUAUAAGCGCAUCUUCAACAAUACCAUGCUCCGCAAGAUCAUCACCGCUGGCCUUGUCUUCCUGACGUGUUGGGGUGUCAUGCUUUGCUUCCUGCUGCCCAUGGUCUGCAUGCCCGUCGCGAAAUUUUGGCGCCCUGAAAUCGACGGGUUCUGCCUCGACAGCGGUACCAUUUGGUACGUCAUGGCGGGCGUCAACAUGGUGACCGACUUCUCCCUCUUCACCAUGCCCAUCCCGGUCAUCAGCUCGCUGCAUCUGCCCAGGAAACAAAAAGGCAUCCUUUUGAUCGUCUUCACCCUCGGCAUCUUCCCCUGUGCCGUCUCCAUCUACCGCAUCACGACUCUCCACGCCGCCGCAAAGUCCACCGACGUCACCUGGGACAACGUCAAUGCCGCGACCUUCUCCUUCCUCGAGCUGACCGUCGGCGUCAUCACCAUCUGUCUGCCCACGCUGCGGCCCGUCCUCGUGCACGCCAUGCCGCACAUCUUCGGCUCGUUGCUGCGGUCCGCCGGCCACACGGACCCCACGGGCCCCACGGGCGGCCGUGCCAGCCGCACCCCGUUCGGAGGGGGCGGCAGCGUGCUCGCAACCAUCCGCGGGACCGCCGGCGGCGGUGGUGGCGCCGCCGCCGCCGCCGCCGCGUCGUCGUCGUCAUCCGGCGGGCCCAACUCGCUGUUGAAGAGCAACACGCUGCGCGGGUCGGAGAGCACCGAGGGGCUGCGGCUGUCGGACGAAGAGACGGUGCUGCCGCGCAGCCGGCUGGACAACGACAUCGAGUUCGGGGUGCUCGACAACAAGAAGCUGCACAGCCCGGGCAGCAAGAGGUACAGCGUGAGCGUGGUGGGGGGAGGGUGGGGGCCGCCGGCGAGCAACGGCCAGCAGCCGGGCGCGAGCGACGUGGAGCUCAGCGGGAUCAAGACGACGACGGUGGUCACGCAGCAGGUGACGUUGGCGGCCCCGGAUGAGGAAGAGGGGAAGAGGCACAGGGUGACGGAGACCGUCUGAGGAGGAGGGGAAGUGUGUGUGGACUGACUCGGACAAGAUCUAACGUACCGAUCCUUGUGCAUACGUUGUUUUGUUUUGAGACGUUCUAGAGAUACCAAGGCUUUAAUGUAUGUCUUGUAAUCAUCAUUUUUCAUG
This is a messenger RNA of Thermothelomyces thermophilus ATCC 42464, 1488 nucleotides long. RefSeq lists its product as uncharacterized. The coding region runs from base 1 to 1353 and encodes 450 amino acids. The transcript has 5 exons. The record is from RefSeq and is a predicted model, not a curated record. Lineage: Eukaryota; Fungi; Ascomycota; Sordariomycetes; Sordariales; Chaetomiaceae.